This is a messenger RNA of Komagataella phaffii GS115, 2250 nucleotides long. RefSeq names its product Putative protein kinase that, when overexpressed, interferes with pheromone-induced growth arrest. The transcript has a single exon. The record is from RefSeq and is a predicted model, not a curated record. Gene Ontology annotation, cellular component: plasma membrane; nucleus; cytoplasm. Gene Ontology annotation, molecular function: ATP binding; protein serine/threonine kinase activity. Gene Ontology annotation, biological process: protein phosphorylation. Bases 1 to 2250 code for a protein of 749 amino acids. Lineage: Eukaryota; Fungi; Ascomycota; Pichiomycetes; Pichiales; Pichiaceae.
AUGGUCAAGAGUACGGAAGAGAUGGACCAGGAAUCGACUUCAAAUUCCAAGGGUAUCUCCCUCUCUCUACCCAAAUCGAGGCAAGAAUCCCGGUCUAGGUCUAACUCCCGGAAAUUGUCAGUGACUAGGCUGUUCUCCUUUGGAAACGAUACUAAUGGUGGAUCUGAUCAUCAAAUGAGUCCGGUUCCAAACUUUGAUGUUGUUGAACCCUCCGACACUGAUGAAGACCAUUCCAGCACACGAUUAUCCAAGCUGAAAGGAAUGUUCAAGUUUGCUUCUUCUGUGAGUUCAUCGCAAAUCAACUUAGCUAUCACUCCUGAGUUAGAACAGCCCAAUCCAUUCAAUAGCACCUCACUUACAACCAAACCCGAUUCAGAUAUCUGCACCAUUCAAGAACAGCCCAACGACGAACAUUCAGUGAUAGCCAAACCUACCUCUUCUCCAAUACAAUCAGCAUCUUCCUCUUUUGUCAAACGGAUCAAGACGAGACUGAGGUCACCAUCAAUGCCCAAUCCCAAUUCACAUUCCCAGUUGAAUCCAAAUUUCCAAAGUAAAAAAGCUGAAACAGAUAAUGUAGUUUCUUCCAAUCCAUACUUUCAACAUCAGGGACUACCACCUCACUCCAACAAGCUGAAACCAUUGUACGGUUUGGAAAAUGGGGACCUUAGCAUUAAGUUGAAGCACCAUCAAAGUGCUAACAAUUCCACGGUUUCCCUUUCCAAACCAAAUAGUUCCACGCCCAGCGGAAGAGAUUCGCAUCCUUCAAUUUCAAGCGCACGCAACAGUACUUCCAACCUAUUUGCCAUUCAGAAAAGACUCCGAAGAGUUGCAUCGGCUCCCCUGGGCCUCAAAGCUAUGGCACAAGAGGAGUACCAGCAUUCACAUUCACAGCAAAAUAACUUAGACAUAAAUUCAACAACGUUUCUCAAACCCAAACUGCCGAUUAACGAGCUAGAUACUCACAUUGGGGAGCUCAAGACGAGACCUAGAAACAGAUCAGUAGGGCGAACUUACUCUAGUAACGCUCGCAAAAUAUGUGAUGCUCAGGUUAAUGAAAAGUCCUUCGAAAAGAUCAAGCUUUUGGGUCGUGGUGAUGUGGGUAAAGUGUACUUGGUGAGGGAACAUGCUACUCAUAAAUUGUACGCAAUGAAAGUACUAAAGAAGAAGGAAAUGAUUCGGCGAAACAAAAUCAAUAGAGCUCUAGCUGAACAAGAGAUCCUAGCAACAAGCAAUCAUCCUUUCAUAGUAACCCUUUACCAUUCAUUUCAAUCUGAAGAAUACUUAUACCUAUGUACCGAGUAUUGUAUGGGUGGAGAAUUUUUCAGAGCGUUGAAAACAAGAAAGAUGAAAUGCAUAUCUGAAGAUGAUGCUCGCUUCUAUGCUGCGGAAGUGACGGCUGCUUUGGAGUAUCUACAUCUGAUGGGUUUCAUAUAUAGGGAUUUAAAACCGGAGAACAUUCUCUUGCAUCAAUCGGGUCACAUUAUGUUGUCAGACUUCGAUCUAUCCAAGCAGAUAUCAACAACCAAAGACCCAGUGAUUGUUGGAAACAGGAAUACGCCAACAUUGGAUACAAAGGCUUGUGUAGAUGGGUUUAGAACCAACUCCUUUGUUGGAACUGAAGAGUAUAUUGCACCUGAAGUUAUUCAUGGAAAUGGCCAUACCAGUGCCGUGGAUUGGUGGACUUUAGGCAUAUUCAUCUACGAAAUGCUAGUUGGAACUACACCUUUUAAGGGGAACACCAGAAAGAAAACAUUUUCCAAUAUCCUGAAAUAUGAACCGAGCUUCCCUGACAACCAUCCUGUAUCACACCAAUGCAAAUCCAUAAUCAAGAAAUUGUUGAUUAAGGAUGAAAAUUUGAGGCUUGGAUCUAAGAGUGGUGCUUCUGAAAUCAAAGCUCAUCCCUGGUUCAAAGCAACAAGAUGGGCGUUACUAAGAAACCAAAAGCCCCCCUUGAUUCCUGUUUUUUCCAAGAGUUCUUCUCCUUCAAAAGAAGAGAAGUCUGAAUUGCAACAAGAUGAAGAGGAAGACGAGGCCGGGAGUGGAGCAGGAGAUGAAAAAACUGAUCCUAAUGCCCCUGAUUUAUUUGAGCAUUUCAACUCCAUCACUCUGCACCAUGAAUAUCAGAAUGGUGAAGACGGGGCAGUUAUGUACGAUGUUGACGAAUUGGGGGAUAUCUCAUACGCUGCUACUGAAUCCUCUGGAUCACAUACAUCUUCAAAAUAUGGAGGCAUGAGCUUCCUGAAACGUUAG